Fomitopsis serialis is the source of this 1234-nucleotide messenger RNA. Its product is annotated as putative ras-related protein rab-18. The record is from RefSeq and is a predicted model, not a curated record. The transcript is spliced from 5 exons. Gene Ontology annotation, molecular function: GTP binding; GTPase activity. Bases 153 to 818 code for a protein of 221 amino acids. Lineage: Eukaryota; Fungi; Basidiomycota; Agaricomycetes; Polyporales; Fomitopsidaceae.
GUCGGCUCACCUCCACAGGCCCAACACGCCUCUUCGGGCGGUUCUGCCAUUGUCUUUCUCCGAACUUCGUUACGACCUCCCGCCUCCGUUCCCUCUAACCUUCAAGCUUCAUAUCUGAACUCCGUAUCACGACCCCUACGACAAUAUAGACGAUGUCGGGCGACAAGGAUAAGGGCCCCGUGAACGUGAAGCUGCUCCUCAUCGGGAACUCGUCGGUGGGGAAGAGUAGCCUGCUCCUGCGGUUCUCGGACGAGCAGUGGCUGCCAGAGGACGAGUCGAGCGCCACUAUUGGGGUGGACUUCAGGGUGCACAAGAUGGAGGUCAAGGGGCGGAGGGUGAAGCUCAGCAUCUGGGACACUGCGGGCCAGGAGCGCUUCCGGACGAUAACCUCCUCGUACUACCGAGGGGCACAGGGCAUCAUCCUCGUGUACGACGUCGCAAACCGCGAGUCGUUUGACGCGCUUCCACGGUGGUACUCUGAGCUGGAGACGUACGUCUCGAAGUCGGUGGUGAAGAUCAUCGUCGGGAACAAAGUUGACAAGGAAUUCUCUCGCCAGGUCACGUACGCAGAAGGCGAGCGCUUUGCGGAGCGGAUGAAUUCGCUCUUCAUCGAGGCUUCAGCGAAGACGGCCACGGGUGUCAAGGAGGCGUUCCAGCAGGUGGUCGAGAGAAUAAUCGACACGCCGGAGCUAUGGGCCCCUGUGACCAAGAAGCCUGGCGUUGGUGUAGGCGGCACGGACAACGGGAGCAUGCCUGGCAGCAUUAACCUCUCGGAGACGCAGGCCGAUGCCAACGGGAGUGGUGGAUGUGGCUGCUGAACUCGCCUCCGGGACUCUGACUCUGGGCAGUUGCAUGGCCCGUGCUCUUCGUUAUGUGCUGUGCUGUAUUGAGCUGGUGUACGAUCUGUGGAUACCUGUGUAUAGUUAUUGGACCCUUUACGUUCAAGACUUGCUCGUAUCAUCGUGAUCGCGGAAUGGAUGGGACCUCAGGGAUAUGAAAGACAUAUACAGGCGUCCACUCUGGACCUACCUCCUUGUCUGUCAGCCUCCGAGUGCAUUGCCAAUGCUUCAAAAGCGCACAUUGGAGUAGAAGGGGGUAUUGCACCACUUGCAGUUCAGCCUUAAUCCUGAGGAGGGCCAGGAGCCUCAAGUUCACACUGGCAAUACGCCAAAUAUGCAAAUAAUAAUCCGGAAAAUGUGAAGUCAGAGUAUGUCUGCGUGCCAUGGCCACUGGA